UGUGAUCCAGCAUAUCCCCCCCAUCAAAGCUCAACUUCAGAGCUUGAAUAGAAUCCAAUCUCCAAACUCCGUAGUUUUGAAAGAAUCCAAUACACCACUUGUUGCUGUAUUGGUAGCUUGAUCUUUCGAUCAUGGCUUGGGAUAUGGAUCCAGCUUUUGCACAGGUCCAAGAAGAUAGACCUUCUAAUACAGCCAAUCUCUCAGCUGAGGGAGUCCCGAUUAUCGAUCUCGGCCCCCUGUUUUCAUCGAACUCGGAUGACUCAACUGCACUCUCAAAAAUAGUUGAUCAAAUUGGGAAGGGGUGCAAAGAGUGGGGAUUCUUUCAAGUCAUAAACCAUGGGAUGCCCAUUGAGCUUCGAAACGAGGUAAAAAAAGUUGCAGCCAAGUUUUUCAGCCAGUCGGUGGAGGAGAAGAGGAAGAUUCGAAGGGAUGAGGAUAAUGCGAUGGGAUAUUUUGAUGCGGAGAACACAAGGAAUGUGAGGGAUUGGAAGGAGGUGUUUGAUUUUCUGGUCGUAAACCCGAGCGAGAUCCCGGCGGAGUACGAUGGCGAGCAGGUGACACGUACGAUUACGAUGGGGAAUCGGUGGCCGGAAAAUCUUCCUGAAAUGAGAAAAGCUUGCGAGGAAUAUGCCAAAGCCACUGAAAAGCUGGCUAUCAAACUCCUGGAACUCAUCUCAUUGAGCUUAGGAUUGUCUGCAACAUGCUUAAAUGGGUUCUUCAAGAACCAAACCAGUUUUAUUAGGCUCAAUUACUACCCUCCAUGCCCUUGUCCCGAUGUCGCACUAGGCGUGGGAAGGCACAAAGAUGCCGGUGCCCUCACGGUGCUUGCCCAAGAUGAGGUUGGUGGCCUAGAGGUCAGGGGCAAAGAUGGAAAGUGGGUUGCAGUGAAGCCGGUGCUGGAUUCUUACAUAAUCAAUGUAGGGGAUAUUGUUCAGGUUUGGAGCAACGAUGCCUAUGAGAGCGCGGAGCAUAGAGUGGUGGUGAACUCUAAAAGGGAGAGGUUUUCUGUUCCCUUCUUUUAUAACCCCUCCCAUUAUGAGUUCAUUAAACCCCUUGAAGAAUUGUUGUCCAAGGACAACCCCCCAAAAUAUUCAGGUUACAAUUGGGGCUACUUAUUCACAAGUAGGAAGCUCAGCAAUUUCAAAAAGAUGACCGUUGAGAACCUUCAGGUCCACCACUUCAAGGCAUUUCCAUGAUAAUGUAUGAGGAGUUUGGAUGCAAUUAAAGAAAUAGUUGGAUAUAAUGCAAUGUUACUUGGACUUAGUGGGCAUAUUUUAUGUAUAUCGAAUAAGCUUGUUGGUUUAUUUCUUGGGAGGACAGGCGAUAUUGCAUGUAGAUAAACUCCAUAUUGCACUAAAGUUGCUGGUCAACAGAGAGACUUGGUAGUGAAUGUAAAUAUACUUCAAAUUGCAGCAGAGUUGCUAGUCAGUGGGCUUU
This is a messenger RNA of Amborella trichopoda, 1437 nucleotides long. Its product is annotated as jasmonate-induced oxygenase 3. Lineage: Eukaryota; Viridiplantae; Streptophyta; Magnoliopsida; Amborellales; Amborellaceae. The record is from RefSeq and is a predicted model, not a curated record.